AUUAAGCUUGCUAUUUGGAUCAGUCUUCAUCGAGACUUUUUUAAGAGAGAGAGAGAGACAGAGAGAGAGAGAGAGAGAGAUGGAGCUCUCACAGCAUGGUUUCUUGGAGGAGUUAUUGGCUCCAAGAAGAGACAGUUGGACAACUUUUUCGACUGGGGUUACUGAGUUCCUCCCUAAUGGAUGGAACUUUGAUUCUUUUGAUGAGAAUCCAACUUUGGCUACAUCAAAUCUUUCCUUUGUGGGAUUCUCCCACCCAACUGAAAACCCCAGCUUUGAAUGUCCUUUCGGUGAGCAUCAACCCUACCCUUUUGCUGAUGGAUUUACAGCCCCAGAGAUGGAUUCUUCAUAUACCAAGAACGACACAUCUCCUUUUCCAGCUCAAGAAGACUACCCAUCAAUGGUUGAUGAUGAAGAGUUUGGUCUUCUCAGCAGUGAUCAUCAACACAGCUUGGAAGAAAGAAAGAGUAGCUGCAAAGUUGAGAUGGAGCAAACUAGCAACAUUCAAAGUUUUAACAUGGGCUUGUUUGGAGAGAAAAAGACUAAGACAAAGAGGUUAGAAGGUCAGCCCUCGAAGAAUCUAAUGGCAGAGAGAAGAAGAAGGAAGCGACUAAAUGACCGACUUUCAAUGCUCAGAUCAAUAGUCCCCAAGAUCAGCAAGAUGGACAGAACAUCUAUACUUGGAGAUACCAUAGAUUACAUGAAAGAGCUUCUAGAGAGGAUCAAUAAGCUGCAGGAAGAAGAAACAAAAGUGGGUAGAGAUCAAGUAAGCUUAAUGAGUAACCUGAAGGAGCUAAAGCCCAAUGAAGUAAUGGUAAGAAAUUCCCCCAAGUUUGAUGUAGAGAGGAGAGAAAACAAUACUCGAAUCGAUAUCUGCUGUGCGACCAAACCAGGAUUGCUGCUAUCUACAGUGAACACAUUGGAAGCACUAGGCCUUGAGAUUCAACAGUGUGUUAUAAGUUGCUUCAAUGAUUUUUCAAUGCAGGCUUCUUGUUCAGAGGUAGCAGAGCAGAGGCCAUUGAUAAGUUCUGAAGACAUAAAGCAAGCAUUAUUCAGAAAUGCAGGCUAUGGAGGAAGAUGUCUGUAGAAUAGGAAGGAGGAAAAUAAGAUGGUCAUCUAGAAAAGGCUAAAGAAAGGGAAUUUCCCUGAAUUUGUUCUUCAAGGAAUAUUGCAAGUGAGAAGCUGUAAUAACAUUUUUCCUUUUUCAAUAAGCUCUGUUCAUUCAUCAGAUCCAUCUCACAACCUACCGUGAUUUAUCUACCCCUUUCUGGAGCAUCUUAUAAUAUAAAUAUCAUUUGUUCCUCCUCUACAUUAUUCCAAUAGGUCGACAUUAAAUGGCUGAGAAAGAAUUUUGUUCAUAUUUCUAAUGUUAUAAGAAUGUAU
This is a messenger RNA of Theobroma umbraticum, 1380 nucleotides long. It is a transcript of the gene BHLH093, whose product is annotated as beta HLH protein 93. Gene Ontology annotation, molecular function: DNA-binding transcription factor activity; sequence-specific DNA binding; protein dimerization activity. The record is from RefSeq and is a predicted model, not a curated record. Lineage: Eukaryota; Viridiplantae; Streptophyta; Magnoliopsida; Malvales; Malvaceae. Gene Ontology annotation, cellular component: nucleus. Gene Ontology annotation, biological process: regulation of DNA-templated transcription.